AUUCACCCGCCGCCCGAAAACCCUAGCGCCAAGCUUCCCUGCCGCGGCGGCCGCCUCCUCCCUGCGCCUCCAAGCCGACCAACCCGCCGAGCAAAAAUGAGUCAGGAGACGGUGAACCCCAAGGCCUACCCGCUGGCCGACUCGCAGCUGACGAUGACGAUCCUCGACCUCGUCCAGCAGGCCGCCAACUACAAGCAGCUCAAGAAGGGCGCCAACGAAGCGACCAAGACCCUUAACAGGGGAAUUUCAGAGUUCGUGGUGAUGGCAGCUGACACGGAGCCGCUCGAGAUCCUCCUCCACCUCCCGUUGCUCGCCGAGGACAAGAAUGUGCCAUAUGUCUUCGUCCCUUCAAAGCAAGCCCUUGGGCGUGCUUGCGGAGUGACCAGGCCUGUCAUUGCCUGUUCAGUGACUAGCAACGAGGGUAGCCAGCUGAAGCUGCCGAUUCAGAAUCUCAAGGAUGCCAUCGAGAAGCUUCUCAUAUGAUGAUUUAUCAAGACCUUUCAGUGUGAUGGGCCUCAGUGCGACACAGUUUUCAGAGGCUUGGACUGGUGAUGAUGGUGUCUUUGUCUACUACUAGGUCUUUGUGCUUUUUCAGCUAUGUUUUACAAGACAGUUAUGUUAAAUCAUUCUGCCAUUACGUUGUCAUCUUAUACUAUUUGUGACUUGUGUAAUUCAUAAGACGCAUGUAUCAUCAUGGCAGUUGAAUUUUAUCCCAGACUCGGCAAAUGAUGUUGUAAUGGCUAAUGGUUUAUGGUUUGAGAAUUGGGAGCUA
Lolium rigidum is the source of this 772-nucleotide messenger RNA. Its product is annotated as NHP2-like protein 1. Gene Ontology annotation, molecular function: RNA binding. The transcript has 5 exons. NCBI's taxonomy places the organism in Eukaryota, Viridiplantae, Streptophyta, Magnoliopsida, Poales, Poaceae. Gene Ontology annotation, cellular component: U4/U6 x U5 tri-snRNP complex; box C/D methylation guide snoRNP complex; small-subunit processome. The coding region runs from base 97 to 483 and encodes 128 amino acids. Gene Ontology annotation, biological process: mRNA splicing, via spliceosome; maturation of SSU-rRNA; ribosome biogenesis. The record is from RefSeq and is a predicted model, not a curated record.